This is a messenger RNA of Durusdinium trenchii, 2148 nucleotides long. NCBI's taxonomy places the organism in Eukaryota, Dinophyceae, Suessiales, Symbiodiniaceae. The record is from the annotation of a GenBank genome assembly.
CGACAGUAUCGACUUAGGCCCUUCAGCCUAGUGCCUCUUGGGUUCCCAGGUGGAUUUCACACCCUGCCAUGGGCGCUGUCUCGCAAUGCGUUCCUGGCAGAGCAUCUCUGAGAUUGCCAGAGCUGCGCAGCAGGAGAAGGAGGAUGCCGAGAUGGUCCGCAGGUGUCUACCAGCACGGAUCGAUGCUCUUUUGCCUCAGGAGAUGGCCCUGUGCUUUGAGCAUGAACUAUGGCAGAUGCUCUUGGCCUCCACCCGAGAGUCUAGGCGCGACAGCUGGACGGUGGCCUCUGCCGCCCUCCGCGGUGCGGUGCGCUGCCUCUGGGAAGCGCUGCAGGGCUUCGAGGCGCGCCUCGCCGCGCGGGGCCACGUGGCGCUGCCGGAGGGCGAGGGUGGCAGGCCGGUGGCGCUGCAGGAUCAGCGGCGGAAGGAGCUGCAAGGCCAAUUCAGUGGCGACCUUGCUGAGCUCUUGGCCACGGCCUUGCCCCACAUCGCGCAGGUGGCAGUGGAUGCGCAUGCAGUGGCUGAGGAGGCACAGAAGCACCUGAACUGUGUGCUGGAGGCCUGGGAAGCCGUGUUGACUUGCAAGACUCAGAUCACCGAUUUGUAUAUGGACAACGACGAGCUUUCGAAUAGACGUUUUGAGGAUCUUGUACUGGAUGCUGCAAGGAUCCUUGAAGAACAGGAGGUUGUUCUUGAAGACUGUGACUGGCAAUGUGUGCGCGACUUUCUGUUGGGAGCAUCUACGUGCCCUGAAGUAAAAGAGUCUUGGGAUGCAAUCUUGAAGAGAUUGCAAGCAGACUUCUGUAAGAGUCGAGGCAAAGACCACGACUCCAGUUGGACAAAACUAGCGGAGAGUGUUCUCGAAGAGCUCGAGGGUGUGUCACGCAAGGAGGGAACUGCAGCAGCACAAAUUCAGCGCCUGUGGAGGCGGCAUAAGAACAGGCGGCAGCCUUUGCGGCCUCGAUGUGCAAAUGCUCACGAGAUGUGCCUUUCCCCGUUCCGCUCGGGCAAGGAGAAGCUGGGUUUUCGCACACGCCGGAGUAGUAUGUUCACCCGACGGUCUGCCAGGUGGUCGCAGCCUGGCCUGGAGUGUCAUCGGACCAGCUUGGUCUCAUCUCGUUCUCCAGAAGCACUGAGCAUUUAUUUAUUGUCUGAAGGAGCAAGAGUUUUGAGCUCGGGCCCAACCAUUGAAGCUGUGACGCAGUUCCAUCGAUAUUGCACAGCACUGGACCUUGUCUCAACUGUUGAACUGUCUUCCACAGCUUUUCUUGCAUUUUGGAUGAACAUCCGGAAUUUGGCUGUCGUGGUCGCUUUGCUACAGCUCUACACUCAGCCGGAAGUGAAGCUUCCCAACACACAGGAGGAAUGGACAUCUUGCCUGGCAAGCACAUCCUUAUUUGUACACGGCAGGCCUUUGGGUCCUGCUGAAAUUGAUCACAACGUCCUUGGCUGCCAGUCGUUUCUGCCGAUGCCUUCCCGCGGGAGUUUGCUGUCACUGCAAGACACUGGCCCUGCCAAGCAGGUGAAAGCCUUCAUGCCUUGGCCGAUCUUCGGCUUGUGGCUUCCGAUCCACUUUGGAUCACCCGCACUUGCAGUCUUCCAUUCUGAGACGCUCUUGGAAGAGCUCCGCUCUAGCGCAGAGGACUUCUUGGGUCGUUGCCGUUCGCCAGCUGAUGGCUACGAUGGAAGCGAACAGCACCUGCGCUUACCGCCCAGCUUGCGGUCCUCCAUUGCUCUGUGGCAACCGCUGUUGAAGAGCCGUGGCCCCUUCACGAUGGAAGCCUCCGUGGAAGAGCCGUUGGACUGGACCUUCAAUGCCAAAGCCUUGAAGCUUUCAGAUGGCGCCGAAGUGGAUAGAUCUUGACUUGGUAGAGCCAUGAGAGAGAAAGCACCUGAGAUGGGCAGGUUGGGUAGCAGGCGGUUUGGGCUAGCUGGGAGAGUCAGACGACGCCUCCGGACUCGAUGUCGGUGUGGACCCUGGGUGGGCCUCACCUCACCGAUGGGUCUCAAUCACCCACUGCCACCGAGCACCGAAAGAUAACUCACCGUCACCGGUUCUUCUCGUUCGUCGAAGGGUUGAAGGAGACGAAGGAGCUCAUGGUCUCGCUGAGCAACGGAGAAACACGAACGAUGCAAAAAAGAUCGUAG